Eruca vesicaria subsp. sativa (arugula) is the source of this 1403-nucleotide messenger RNA. The record is from the annotation of a GenBank genome assembly. Lineage: Eukaryota; Viridiplantae; Streptophyta; Magnoliopsida; Brassicales; Brassicaceae.
UUUUUGAUUUCUGAUCAAAGAAGCUUUCUGACCAAUAUAGAGAUUUCACUAGUGAAGACGCGAAACAAGGAUCCUUCAGAGAAAGAAAGGUAUACGCAAGAGUCCAUUGAGCGAGAAGGUAAACGAACAAAGGAACCGAUUCGUCAGCGUAUUAAUCAUCGAUCAGCACUCGCUCCGAUAGGUUUUGUUGCUUUUGAGACAAAGAUGGCAGUUUAUGAUCGUAGUGGAGACAACAAUAAAACAGAACUCGACACAUCUAAGAAAAGGAAAUCAAGAAGUAGGCGUGAUGGCACUACCGUGGCUGAGAGGAUUAAGAUGUGGAAAGAGUAUAACGACACUGUAGAGGAGAGUCCAAGCAAGAAAAGGAAAGUGCCUGCGAAAGGGUCGAAGAAAGGGUGUAUGAAAGGGAAAGGAGGACCAGAGAAUGGUAAAUGUAGUUUCAGGGGAGUUAGGCAAAGGACUUGGGGUAAAUGGGUUGCUGAGAUUAGAGAGCCUAAUAGAGGGAAAAGACUUUGGCUUGGUACUUUUCCUACUGCUGAAGAAGCUGCUUGUGCUUAUGAUGAGGCGGCUAAGGCUAUGUAUGGUCCGCUUGCUCGUGUUAAUUUUCCUCAGUCUUGUGUGUCUGAUGUGGCGAGUAGUUCGAGUCGGUCUGAGGUUUGUACGGUUGAGACUCCUGGAGAUGUUCAUGUGAAAACAGAGGAUUUGGAUUGUGAGUCCAGACCUUUCUUUGCUGAAGCUAAGCCCAUGGAUCGUGUGGAGAAUGAUGUCCAUGAGAGUGCAGAGGAGAUGAAGUCCCCUCUUAAGGAUUGGUUAAGCGAGUUCGAACAGAAGUAUUGGGAAGGCCUACAGGAGGAGAAGCAGAAACAGAAGGAGGAGCAAGAGAUGGUUGCAGGAACCUGUCAGAAGCAGCCGGAUGCACUCUCUGUUUCAGAUUACGGUUGGCCUGCGGACUUGUAUCAGAAUCAGUGGGAUUCUUCGGAGAUGUUUGAUGUUUCUGAGCUUCUUGGUGACUUAAAUGGCGACAUUUUUACAGGCGCGAACCAGAACCAAUGCCUGGGAGACAAUGUCGGAGGUGGUUUACCUGAAGCCGAGAAGCAACAGGUUGGAUUACCCCCGCUGGAAAGCUUUGGCUCAGAGUGCGGAUUGCCUCCGCCGCAGCACGAGGCACAAGACGGUAAUGAGUUCUUCGAUCUGAGUUUCUUGGAUGCGAAGAACUGAGACAGUGGUGUGCAGUUGGAUUCGUUUUGUUUUGCCUUUAUCCCAUAUGACUGUUGAGACUCUAUUGAAGUUUUUAGUAAUAUAGAGACCCUCAAAACACGCUGAUAAAUCCUCUUUUAAGAAAGGAAAAGUGUAUAUAUUGUGAGAUAAUGUUUCGUAUAAUAACAGAGAAAAGAUUAGUGUCA